Indicator indicator is the source of this 951-nucleotide messenger RNA. Its product is annotated as olfactory receptor 2AP1-like. NCBI's taxonomy places the organism in Eukaryota, Metazoa, Chordata, Aves, Piciformes, Indicatoridae. Gene Ontology annotation, biological process: G protein-coupled receptor signaling pathway. Gene Ontology annotation, molecular function: G protein-coupled receptor activity; olfactory receptor activity. The record is from RefSeq and is a predicted model, not a curated record. Gene Ontology annotation, cellular component: membrane.
AUGGAUUUCCUCUCAGCUGGUUACAUGGCAGAUGGGGAGUGCAGAAAUGAGACAGUUGUCACAACAUUUAUGCUCCUGGAAUUUGGAACUAUCCCAGAAGUACAAUCUCUUCUCUUCCUCCUGUUCUUCAUGAUCUGUGUCAUGACCGUGACUGGCAACAGCCUCAUUUUUGUUCUGGUGGUGGCUGACCAGCACCUUCACAUACCCAUGUACUUCUUCCUGUGCAACUUGUCCUGCUUGGAGAUCUGCUACAGCUCUACCAUCCUGCAAAGAAUGUUGUCCAGCUUUCUGAGUUGGGACAAGAGCAUGUCUGUUGGCAGCUGCCUCACACAGCUUUACUUCUUUGGUUCUCUAGCAGGCACGGAGAGUUUUCUAUCGGUGAUGUCCUAUGAUCAGUAUUUGGCAGUCUGCAAACCUCUUCACUACAGAGCUGCCAUGAGCAGCAGAUUCUGUCUGCAGCUUGUGGCUUGCUCUUGGAUGAGCAGUUUGCUGGUUAUGGCCAUCAGCUGCUUCCUGAUUUUACAACAUUCCUUCUGUGGGCCCAGGUUUAUCAACCAUUUCUUUUGUGAUUUCACUCUGUUGAUCAAACUCUCCUGCUGUGACACCAGCCUGACUGAGGUGGUGGUGUCCAUCCUCUCAUCAGUAUGUGCACUACCCCCUUUCCUACUGACCCUGGUGUCCUACACCUGUGUCAUCACCACUGUCCUGUAAAUGUCUUCUACCACUGAUGCAAAGGCUUUUUCUACCUGCUUUUCCCACCUCAUUGUUAUUACUGUUUUUUAUGGAAGCUCAAUAAUUGUUUACAUCCUGCCAAGAACCAGGACUCUGACAGCACUGAAUAAAGUCUUCUCUGUUUUCCACACUGUUGUGACUCCCCUGCUCAACCCCCUCAUCUACAGUCUGAGAAACAGAGGUGAAAGAUGCUCUGUGGAAAGUAGUCAAGAAAUGUGA